This is a messenger RNA of Gongylonema pulchrum, 453 nucleotides long. NCBI's taxonomy places the organism in Eukaryota, Metazoa, Nematoda, Chromadorea, Rhabditida, Gongylonematidae. The record is from the annotation of a GenBank genome assembly.
AUGCCAACUGAUCAAGGUCAUCAUCAAAGCGAAGCAAGAUACAUUACAGGAAUUCCGUUUGCCACAGUACUUUGGUAUUACAGUCCAAGACAAGUGAAGAUAGAGAAUCCGUCUCCGCCAAUCGCAUCACGUGAAUUGUUUGCAUCACGCCAUAUUGACUUAGUGCAGCUUGACACGGUGGACGAAAUUGUUUUUGUAUUGACGUAUAAUGAGUACGCUCGGUUUGUUUUGUCGCCGAUUGAUAGAAAAGUAGUGAAAAAACGAGCGACAAGCGACUUGGCACAAAACGAUCUUGUAAAGUUUUUGGCUGAAACAGUAAACGAUAUGUACCCACCAGAGCAACGUGUCACCGAAGAGAAAUUACUGUGGAGAAGAGGUGAGGAUAAUUAUCCAAGACGACAAUUUCUUCCGUUUGACGAUACGCCGCUCGAAUCGGUAAAAGAUUUUUCAUGA